This is a messenger RNA of Trematomus bernacchii (emerald rockcod), 2360 nucleotides long. RefSeq names its product ELOVL fatty acid elongase 7a (gene elovl7a). NCBI's taxonomy places the organism in Eukaryota, Metazoa, Chordata, Actinopteri, Perciformes, Nototheniidae. Gene Ontology annotation, molecular function: fatty acid elongase activity. The record is from RefSeq and is a predicted model, not a curated record. Gene Ontology annotation, cellular component: endoplasmic reticulum; endoplasmic reticulum membrane. Bases 136 to 1059 code for a protein of 307 amino acids. The transcript has 8 exons. Gene Ontology annotation, biological process: fatty acid elongation, monounsaturated fatty acid; very long-chain fatty acid biosynthetic process; fatty acid elongation, polyunsaturated fatty acid.
GUGAGCAGAACAGGAGGCACACCUGUUGGGCAGGUGAGUUGUGAAUUGGGAUACAAAAGAGUGGUAACCGACAAAAAGGAUUUUCAUCGAGUGGCUGCGGUAAUUCAAGGCAAACUGCAAAAAUCUUGUUUGAAAAUGGAGAUUCUUGGUAAACUGCAAGGGUCAAGUCUCAGAAUGGAAAUUGAUGACAUAAAGUCCUCAGCCGCACUCAUGUAUUCAGAGUUCAUCAAAAAUGCAGACAGACGGACGGAGACCUGGUUCCUCAUGUCGUCUCCUCUGCCCCAAACGUUCAUCAUUGCAGCGUACAUUUACUUUGUCACAUCGCUGGGGCCACGGUUAAUGGAGAACCGUAAGGCCUUCGACCUGAAAGGAGUUCUCAUUGUCUACAACUUCAGUGUGGUGGCUCUCUCGCUCUACAUGUGCUACGAGUAUGUGAUGUCAGGAUGGGGAACGGGAUACUCUUUUCGCUGUGACCCAGUCGACUACUCGGAGUCCCCCCAGGGUGUGAGGAUGGCGGCAACAUGCUGGCUCUACUAUUUCUCAAAGUUCAUUGAGAUGUUGGACACCAUCUUCUUUGUUCUGAGGAAGAAGUAUAGCCAGGUGACAUUUCUUCAUGUGUACCAUCACUCAAUCAUGCCAUUCACGUGGUGGUUUGGAGUAUGCUUUUCUGCAGGUGGAAUGGGGACAUUUCACGCCCUGCUUAACUGUAUUGUCCAUGUUGUCAUGUACUCGUACUACGGCCUGACUGCUUUGGGCCCAAACUACCAGAAGUAUCUGUGGUGGAAGAAAUACCUGACUUCCAUUCAGCUGAUCCAGUUUAUGAUGGUGACUACCCACAUCUCCCAGUAUUUCUUCAUCAAGGACUGCACCCACGAGUUCCCCAUCUUUAUCUACAUCAUCGCCUCCUACGGCCUGAUUUUCCUGUUCCUCUUCCUCAACUUCUGGUACCACGCCUACACCAAGGGCAAGAGGCUGCCUAAAGUGCUGCAGAAUCAGACAUGGGCACACCACAGCAACGGAGUUAUGAAUGGAAACGCCAAUCAUGAAAAAGAAGAGUGACGCAGGACUCUGCUUGUUGGGGCUUUCGGGGUUGACCUCAUUUACGUAAGAAAACUUCUGCAGACUGAGAUUCAAACCCAACAUGUUUGGAUUGUAUUUUCUGAUUGGUUUUCUACAUGCUACUGCAAAAGACAAUCUUUGAAUUUUGACAAACUAUAUUUAAGAGGUUUAUUGACUAAAGCUGAAGAGUUUUAUCUUUUAUUUGUGUGUCUACAAAGGAAGGUAAAGCCCAAGUCCUGCUAUGGUAGAUCCCAUAUAUCCCUCCUUUCUGCUACUUUAUGGUUUUAAAAUAAUUUCAAGCGUCCAAAAUCGACUCCACUAUUCACACUUGAAGACUGUGAGACCCUUGACUAUACAGCCAAACUGGGCUUUCUCUAAAGGCUUCUAAUGCUGAGAUCAUUUUAAACUUGUGACUUGAUCUUACUUCUCAGAAUAGACUUCUGUUUUUAGGAAACCAGCUGAGGGUUUUUCUAUUUAAAAGUUGUGCACUAAAGUUGUUUAUUUCACCUGGCCAAAAAAAGUGACAUUGACUGUUCCAAGUCGAUAUAUUUUAAAUGGUGUUCAGGCUACACUUAUCCUGUUAUUCAGGUCCUUGUUAAAUGGUAACACGCGCACACAGAACAGGGUGUUUUUGUUUUGAGGUUAUCACGUAUACAGGCCCACUUCUCUAUGGUUUGAGUCACAACUGCUGCUGAUGGGAAAGACAUUCAGUAAAAAGAGCCAUCUUUGUACAGUGUUUCUUCCCCCGACUAAGUUCUCCUAUGAAGCAAUGAUGUGACAGAGAUGCCAGAGGAAGGCUGAUGGACCACUGUGGUUUUUUUAAGAUCCAGAGCUUGAGCUAGUUGUACUACUUAUUGCAAAAUAACAGUUUUACAUGCACACUGUAUUAAAGGACUGCAUUAUGCAUUACAUGGAUUCACUAUUUAGCCAACCAGUCCGAAAACAUGAGCCUUGCUUGCCUGCUUUGCUUCAUGUGUUGACGUUCUGUGGCUGACGGUCUUCAGAUAGUGCCUUUGGACUGAGGUCAGUACGUUUAUAUUCAGUUAUGAUGAUCUUAAACUAAAGGGAAUGUAACACUGAGCUCACAGGAUUGAACUUGAUGUUGAAAGAGUUCCAACUAAAUUCAGGCGCAAGCCAUGUAACACUAAAGAUUUACAGAUACACGUUGCGUACAAACAUAUUGUUUUGUUUUUUAUAGUUCCUUGUCAGAUCCCCCUCAUAUCAAUAGUUAAUACUGCAUGAUGUGAAAUGUUUAUAAUUUAUAUGUAUUUAUAAGAAAAUAAAUGAUCUAUGUACUUUAA